AUGGUCCGAUUGAGUUUGCGCAGUUUUUCGCAGAAAUGGGAUAUUAUGGCGUCGGUGGUCCUUGGGCGAUCGCCGGUCAUUGCGCCGCCGAUGAGCGCAAUUGAAGCAAAAUUCCACCGGUUGCAGCUUGAAGAAGAACGCGAAAAAAGCCUAAUGUGCAAUUAUGAGCUCAAAACGAAACAGGAUGAGAAGAUUCUCGCACGGCGUGAGCAACUGAUUAACGAGGGAAAAGAGCUAUCGGAGCUCGACGAGGCGAUUUCGGUGAUGAAUUCAGUUCUCGAGGAUGAAUGGAAGCGAAAAGCUGACGAGUUGGAGAAAAAAUAUAAAUUCACCACCGAAUCGCCGGCGAAUGAUGGGAAAAGCUUGGAGAGAAUGUUGGAUAGAAAAUUGGUUUUGAUUGUGAAGCAGCGAUUCGGCGACAAAAAAUAUUCGUCGCCAUGGAUUUUGCCGCAAAUCAAGCAUAAAGACGGCGAGACACUUCGACAGACUGCUGAACGAUGUCUCGGCGAGAUUUCGCGCCAAAAUUUGGCCGUGAACAUCGCUGGAAACGCUCCGUUUUCGGUCUUUACGCACAGGUAUCCCAAAGGUCUCGCGGCGAGAACUGGUUCGAUUGGCGCCAAAAUAUUUUUUUAUCAAGCGAAUUUGGCGCAAAAUUCGACGGAAUUCAAGGCGAACGGUGAAGAUAUUUCCGACUUCAAUUGGGUGACAAAAGAGGAAUUUAUAAGUAGUGUGCCGGACAAAUCGUAUCGAAAAGCGGCGAGAUUCGCGUUUUUAGAAUAA
Messenger RNA from Caenorhabditis bovis, 780 nucleotides. NCBI's taxonomy places the organism in Eukaryota, Metazoa, Nematoda, Chromadorea, Rhabditida, Rhabditidae. The record is from the annotation of a GenBank genome assembly.